AUGUUUUAGUAAGCAGAAGUAGAAAAUCAAUUAGCAUUAAGAAAAUUAAAAAGCGAAAUUGACACCUAAAUUCCAUUAUACAUAAAAAUGUGUAUAAUGGAAUUAGGCUUAGAUGAAAUUGAGGAAAGUGAAAAAAUUGAUAUUUUAAGAUUAUUAAGUGCACCUAAAUUCUAAAGUAGAUAAUAAUUCUUAAUUGUUAUACCUGAAUAUUUAAUCAAGCAUUUAUUAAAAAUAAGACAAAUAGCAUUACUUAAUAGUCCAGAUAUAAAUUAUUCAAAUCCAAUAAAUUUAAAGAGUUUAAUAUAUGGUUCUCUUUUACCAUAUGAAGAUCUUAUACUUUAAAAACAUCCUAUUUUACAAAAUAUAGUAAAAAAUACAAAUUUUAAGAUAAUGGAGUUGCUUGAGACAAAAAAAAAAACAAUAAAUGUUAUAAAGAAAAGAGAAAUCUAAUUAUUAAAUCAUUAAAUAGAAGUUUCAAUUAAAAAAUCAGCAAAGAAAUUUGAAUAGAAAAAAAAUUGUCCAAAAUGUUUAUGUAAAUAUCGAGGUUUCAAAUAUAAUGAAGAAUUAAUCUAAACAUCUCAUAUUCUUAAAUGUAAAAGAUGUAAAGAGUACUAUCAUUCAUGUUGUAUUUAAAAAUAAUUUCAGGAUAAGAAAACUUAUUUUUUAUGCCAUUUUUGUUUAUUGUAAUUUAUAAGUCCUAUGGAGAAAGUAAUAUCUAUAUUACAUGAACCAGAAAUUAUUAAUUUAGAAGAUGAAAACAAAGAAAAAACUUUAUAAUUUGAGUGCCCUACACUUGAAUAAUAGUAUCAAAUUUAAAUGAGAUGUUUAAAGAUUGGAGAAGUUGAUAAAUUAGUUUGGCCAGAAUCUGGAGAAAUCUAUUUCAAUAAUUAAAAAGUAAUAUAAUUUGAUUAAAAAAUGUGUAAAAAGAGUGGAGAAUCUUAUAUUGUUAAUUAAUCUAUAAAAUUUGGAAUGACAAACAAAGUCACAAUACUAUAUUAACAAUCUAUCUUUAAAUAACUAAUGUAAUUAAAUAUAAGCUAGAAAUAAUAACCUCUAAAUCAAAAUUAAUAUAUAAUCGUAAUUUAUAGUGUUAAAGUCUUUAAUUAUAGAGAAUUUUUAUUGGAAUUAUAAAAUGAUGAAUCAUUAUCAAUUAAUGAAUCAUAAAAUAAAAUUAUUUCUUAUAUUAAUCAAAAAGGUUUAUAAACAUUAAAAAUUUCAAUAAUAGAUAUUUAGAGUUCAAAAAUAAUAAAACUACCAGGAAAAGGAUCAAUAUGUAAUCAUAUCUAAUGUUUUGAUUUAGAAAUAUUUGUUCAAUAAAAUUAAAUAGAAAACAAAUGGAUUUGUCCUAUUUGUUAAUAAAAAUGUUUCAAAUUAAUUAUAGAUCAAUUUUAAAAAUCAAUAAUCGAAAAAAUUAUAUAAAAAUAACUUAAAAUAACAGAAAUUGAAUUUAAUAGAGAGGGUUAGAUUACAGAAGAAUUAUUUGAUAAUCUUAAUGAAAAGAUUACAAACAUAGAAGAUGAAAUGUAAAUUGAACUUUGA
This is a messenger RNA of Paramecium sonneborni, 1539 nucleotides long. The record is from the annotation of a GenBank genome assembly. NCBI's taxonomy places the organism in Eukaryota, Ciliophora, Oligohymenophorea, Peniculida, Parameciidae.